CAGACUACAAAGCAACGACGGAGCCUCAUACCGCCCCCGCCAGUGCUGGAGUGUGUAAUGUGGGGAUCAUGAGAAGUUUAUAUUGUUCCCCGGAGUCCAGAGCGCGGCCCCGCUCUGAAGUGAGAUCAUGAUGCGUGAGAAAUGCGUGUCACGCAUCAUGAGCUAACGGCGUGCUCGUCUCGUUGAAAGUUGCCUAAUCGGUGAUGUCGUCCUCUAUCUCAGCCUGGAUCUGGAGUGAGAGAUUCUGGUUUCCCGAAAAUGUUUCAUGGGCGGACCUUGAGCAUCCACCUCCCGGCGUGGAGUAUCCCCGAGUGGGACAAAUGCUGUGCGCGCUGCCCCUGGCCGCAGGAGUGUUUCUACUGAGGAGGCUUUUCGAAAGGCUCGUGGCCAAGCCUUGUGCCCACAUACUUCAGAUUCAGGCAGGAGCGCCGCAACGGGCUCAGCCCAAUGCUGUGCUGGAGCAGCUGUAUCGGUCCAAAGCGUGUCCAGACACGCGGCAGCUGGAAGGACUCUCCAAACAGCUGGACUGGGACGUGCGGAAAAUACAGAGAUGGUUUCUAGUCCGGCGGAACCAAGACAGGCCCAGUACGCAGACCAAGUUCUGCGAGAGCAUGUGGCGUUUCACAUUUUACCUGGGGAUUUUCAUCUACGCCAUUCGCUAUUUGUGGGUGGCGCCCUGGACGUGGGACACGCGGCAGUGCUGGUACAACUAUCCUUUCCAGCCUUUAAGUCCUGGACAGUACAAGCACUAUGUGGCUGAGCUGGCCUUCUACUGGUCGCUGAUGUUUUCCCAGUUCACAGACAUCAGGCGUAAGGACUUCACCAUCAUGCUGGUCCACCACCUGGCCGCCAUCGUCCUCAUCACGUUCUCCUAUGCCAACAACAUGCUACGAGCCGGGACCAUGGUCAUGUGUUUGCAUGACGCGUCAGACAUCUUCCUGGAGGCGGCCAAGCUGGCCAACUAUGCCAAGUACCAGCGGCUGUGUGAUGGCCUGUUUGUGGUGUUUAGCAUAAGCUUCUUCCUCACUCGACUUGUCAUCUUUCCCUUCUGGAUUGUGUCAAGUGUCCUGUUUGAGAGCUGGGAGAUCAUCGGCCCAUAUCGGGCCUGGUGGCUGUUGAAUGGUUUGCUGCUGGUCCUGCAGACCCUUCACAUCAUCUGGUUCUAUCUCAUCACCCGCAUCGCAGUUAAGGCGAUAUUCAAGGGGAAGGUAUCGAAGGACGACCGCAGCGACAUUGAAAGCAGCUCAGAUGAGGAAAGCGAAAAGCCAGAAGCUUCAGAAGCUUUUUGACGGAGCGCGUCAGUCAGACAAGAGAAGCCCGUGACCACUAGAGGCCAAGAUGGGAGAUUCACAUGUGGAGCUUUAAUUGACCAGGUGUGAGAGCCACCCUGACCUCUGACCUCCUGACGAGACCAACCUUUAGCUGAUGAGACGACGCGGAACAGACGCGGGGUGUGUCUGCUUUUUGUUUACAGUAGUAGGUGUGUGGUAGUUUGUACGCAUUUAUCAGUGAAUUGGAUGAAAUCAAGUCACUUUAUCUGCCUGUAUUGGGUUUGAAGGACAAAUAUUUCUAAGAAGAGGUUUCAUACAUUAAACUAAAACCUUAUUUAAGAAAA
Messenger RNA from Betta splendens (Siamese fighting fish), 1615 nucleotides. Its product is annotated as ceramide synthase 5-like. The record is from RefSeq and is a predicted model, not a curated record. The transcript is spliced from 11 exons. Gene Ontology annotation, biological process: ceramide biosynthetic process. Lineage: Eukaryota; Metazoa; Chordata; Actinopteri; Anabantiformes; Osphronemidae. Gene Ontology annotation, molecular function: sphingosine N-acyltransferase activity; DNA binding. Bases 204 to 1289 code for a protein of 361 amino acids. Gene Ontology annotation, cellular component: membrane.